AGUUUGUUGGGCUCACUGAGGACGAGGCCUCGUCCGAACUUUCGUCGCCAUGGCCAUGGGGAAGCGCGCGGGCGCGGUUCGGGUGGCAGCGCUGUGCGCAAUGGCCUGGGUGCUGCAGGACGCAUUCUCGAUGACAGUGAGCUUCGGCAAGCAUCGGGGGAAGACGAUGCAAGAGCUCGUGGAAGAGGAUCCUGGGUACUGUAGCUGGAUGUUGCAAACCUACCGCGAGGACAAGGAGAACUGCAAUCCCGCAUUCAAAGCAGCUGCCGAAUACCUCUUGGACCAGGAUGACAUUGACGUGGAAGAGCUCGAACAGGUGAUCAACUUCGGAAAGUACAAAGGCCAGGGCUUCAAGCAAGUCAUGGACGAAGACCCCGACUACGGGCAGUGGGUGGUCGGCGCGGCGGAGGAGAGCGGCAACCCCAACUUCCGCGCCUUCGCGGAGUUCGCGGGGGAAUACCUCGAGAAGGCGGAGGCGCAGGCGUCCGCCUGAGUCACUGAGGCCACAGACGAAAUUCCGCGAGGACCGAAGACCUCGCUGAGCGCCAGAUCGCUUUGUUCCCUCGAGAGGUUUUCGCCUCUUCCGGGCCCAAUGGUGGCCUCAAUUCGCGGGGUUCAUUUGCAUUGGCCGGGUGCCGGAGUUCCGGCUGACAGCUUGCAAGGCAAGCGAAUUGCAGAUCAGCUAAUGAGAAGAAUGC
Molecule: messenger RNA, 698 nt
Organism: Effrenium voratum
Lineage: Eukaryota; Dinophyceae; Suessiales; Symbiodiniaceae
Source: the annotation of a GenBank genome assembly